This is a messenger RNA of Trichogramma pretiosum, 1401 nucleotides long. Its product is annotated as 40S ribosomal protein SA-like. The coding region runs from base 113 to 1018 and encodes 301 amino acids. Lineage: Eukaryota; Metazoa; Arthropoda; Insecta; Hymenoptera; Trichogrammatidae. The transcript is spliced from 3 exons. Gene Ontology annotation, cellular component: cytosolic small ribosomal subunit; ribosome; 90S preribosome. Gene Ontology annotation, biological process: ribosomal small subunit assembly; cytoplasmic translation. Gene Ontology annotation, molecular function: structural constituent of ribosome. The record is from RefSeq and is a predicted model, not a curated record.
CACUGCUGCUUGCUACGCGCAUCGGAAUGUGUACGUGUUCUUUUCUAUCGAAACAAAGUGUGGUGAAUAGACCUCGUGUGGACCGUUUAACGUAAAUCCAUAAAAAGAUAAAAUGUCUGGAAGCAUUGAAGCCCUACAACUCCAGGAGCAGGAUGCGGUUAAAAUCCUCUCCGCCGGUGCUCACAUUGGCGCUGAAAAUGUAAAUUUUCAAAUGCGCCCAUACGUAUAUAAAAGACGUGAGGAUGGUCCUCACAUAAUCAACAUGCGCUGCACCUGGGAGAAACUGCUCCUGGCUGCCCGCGCCAUCGCCGCUAUUGAACACCCAUCGGAGGUGUAUGUCAUCAGCGGUCGCCCAUACGGUCAGCGCGCCGUAUUGAAAUUCGCUGCCCACACCGGUGCUACCGCAAUUGCCGGACGCUUCACCCCCGGUGCGUUCACCAAUCAGGCCCAGACUGCCAACUUCCGGGAGCCACGUCUCCUGAUUGUCACCGACCCAGCUGUAGAUCACCAGGCCAUCGCUGAGUCUUCUUAUGUCAACAUCCCAGUCAUUGCUUUCUGCAACACUGACUCACCCCUCCGUUUCGUCGACAUUGCCAUCCCAUGCAACAACAAGGGUAAACUCAGCGUGGGUCUCAUGUGGUGGUUCCUGACCAGAGAAGUCCUCAGAAUGAAGGGAACUAUUCCUCGUGAAGGCAAAUGGGACGUUGUUGUGGAUCUUUACAUCUACAGAGACCCAGAAGAGGUUGAGAAGGAGGAACAAGAUGCCUUGGCCGCUGCUCCAGUCAAAGAAUUGACUGCUCCAGUAAUGAUGGACACCGCUGUCGCUGAGAACUGGGGUGCUGAUGAUGUUGCUGUUGUUGCACCAGUUGCUGUACCAGCAAUUGACGAAUCCGUCACUGCACCCGCUGUCGAGAGCUGGGCUGACGAUAUCCCACAAGCUAUCAACUGGGGUGCCACCGCAACCCUGGACCCCAAUGCACCCACGUGGGGUGGCAGCAACCAACCCAACUGGGGUUAAAUCAUAAAAUCGUGAUUUCGACAAUUUGACAAUCUAGAGAACUUCUUUUAUUACUAUUGACAUCAUCUUCACUGACUUCUAUGAGCCUUCAAGAAUAUUUUUAUAAUCAUGCAUUGACAGAUUUUAGGAUCCAAGUCGAAUUGUUAUCUCAAGAGAGAUUCUUUUGAUAUCUACUUUUUGAAAAGAUCAUUCAAAUAAUGUAAUUAACUGAUUGUCGAUUUGUAAAGAAAAUUUAUUUACAUUCAGAUCGAUAAUCUGACAUUGAAAAAAGAUAGAGAAAGAUGUAAAUAGAUUUUUUAUAGGGGAGAGAAAGCGGGAGAGUGAACAAAUGAAAUAAACAAACUACCCGUACUUAAUUUAGUAUUGGGGGAAAAAAUUAAAAA